AUGGCUGCCAUCAUUUCAUUCGAAUACCCUUUAAUUAUUACCAUCUGGCUCGUUGCUCAAAUUUUCGUCACUACAUGGGACUAUACCUUUGUGUUGUUACGUCCAAGAACCAUGAAGGGAGGUGAUUUGUUUGCAUUUUGGGCUCCAUAUGAUCUCUAUAUUCAAGUAGACAAAUCCUAUGGUCAACUCGAUAAUGGUUUUGUGGUCGCUCAAUCCAUCAUGAACAUUAUUGAAAUUGCAAUGGUCAUUCUUGGUCUAAUUCGAAGAAAGUCUUUCGAUGGAUUUUUAUUGAUUUUGAGUGCUUCAUUGAUGAGUUUUUCCAAAACUGUUCUCUACAUGUUGGUGGAUAUUUGUGGAGGCUUUGAAUUUACAGCUCAUAACGAUUGGCCUACCUUUAUUACCUUGUAUUUCCUUCCUUCGUUUGUGUGGAUUGUUUUUCCUGCCAUUGUGCUGAUUUGGGGUUAUGGAGUUUUGAAAGGAAUUUAUCAAGCUGCAACUAUGCAACACAAAACCAAGUAA
Molecule: messenger RNA, 519 nt
Organism: Naegleria lovaniensis
Lineage: Eukaryota; Heterolobosea; Eutetramitea; Acrasida; Naegleriidae
Exons: 4
Coding region: 1-519 (172 amino acids)
Source: RefSeq, a predicted model, not a curated record